UACUGGUUUUCACCUCAUUUACUCUCCAUAUUCAUCUGCAGAGUCUAUCUUCACUAUUAAACUGGACUCUAAUGAGGCUUUUAUGGUCAUAAUUAUGAGAUUCAAUUGGUUUAUUUCCAUUAGCAAUGACAGACUGAGAUGAAAAUAUGAUUUGUAUAUUUUAUUCCAUGUCCAAAAUGGUUCACACAGAUAACCCAAUAUUCUACCAUAAAGUCUUAAUAUGUACUGCAUACACCCCUCUUUACAUGUUCAUGCUUGUAAAAUAUAUUUGAAGAGUGAAAUUAUACGACUCCUACUCAAUCAACAAACAUUUCAACGUUUUCAGAGGAUAUCUGAUUCUGUGGGAAAUGGCCAACAUGGGAAAUUCCAUUUCAGGACAGCAACUGACCCAUACAUGCAACCAAAAGUGAAAGUUCCCACAAGGUAAACGAAUGAACUAUUUUGUAACAAUAUCAGUGUGAGAACUUGACCUGUACCAUGUUAUCAACUUACUGCUAUUCGCAGGGAUAUUUGUAUGUUAUUAUAUUUGUGCAGUGUUUUUCUGUUCAUUCAUUGCGUAACCUGGAGAGAAUAGGAGGACUUCUCAACCAAAACAUUAGAAACUUAAUUCACACUCACCAUCUGAGGUGGGGAGGUGACACCCUCUCAAGUCCUCUCUCUCUUUUAUGUCCCUUUUUUCCACCUUCCCUCUUGCAGGGGAGUUCUUCCUUCCUUCCUUUACUCCUGUUCUUCCUUCCUUCCUUUACUCAAUGCAAAUUAAUAAAAUAAACUUGCCUACAGACAGGCUUUUUGUUUCUACCAUCUUGUUGCUAUAGCGAUAGCUUCCUGCCAUAUAUAUGUGGUCUCUUUAUGAGCCUGGUUACUGUUUAACAUCUCCACCCACAUUUUUCUCAGAUUAGAAAGAUCAAUAAGAUAACAGCUGGAAGUACCUACCUAAUGCUGGGGCCUUACCUUGCACCAACACCACCUUCCUCAUUAUAACGCAGCCAGUGGCUAACUUCCAUAUUUUAAACCCUAGAACUUUGGGAAUACAGAAGAAAAUGAAAACACAUAAGAAAGAAACAGGGAGAGAGAUGGUUAAUGUAAACUCACAAGUCAGUACAAGCAUGGAGUUUCCAUUCGCUGGUGACUCCUCGCCGGCUGAGAGUGCCAACAUGAAUGCAGCCAACCACCUCGGAGCGGGCACCCUGUGUGCCAUCUGUGGGGACAGGGCCACGGGCAAACACUAUGGGGCCUCCAGCUGUGACGGCUGCAAAGGCUUCUUCCGUCGAAGCGUUCGCAAAAACCACAUGUAUUCAUGCAGGUUCAGCAGACAGUGCAUUGUGGACAAAGACAAGAGGAAUCAAUGCAGAUACUGUCGAUUGAAGAAAUGCUUUCGAGCUGGCAUGAAAAAAGAAGGUAUACAAUUCAUUCAACUUCAUUCAAAUGCUGUACAAAACGAGAGAGACAGAAUCAGCACUAGGAGAUCUAGCUAUGAAGACAGCAGUUUACCAUCUAUCAAUGCACUUAUCCAGGCAGAUGUACUCUCAAGACAGAUAUCCUCACCUGGACCUAUACUGAAUGGUGACAUCAGGACAAAAAAGGUAGCGACCAUCACAGAUGUGUGUGAAUCAAUGAAACAGCAGCUGCUGGUGUUGGUGGAAUGGGCCAAGUACAUCCCUGCCUUCUGUGACCUGCCCCUGGAUGACCAGGUGGCAUUGCUGCGAGCCCAUGCAGGAGAGAAUCUUCUGAUUGGAGCUGCAAAGAGGUCUAUGUUGUACAAGGACCUCCUGUUACUAGGAAAUGACCACAUUAUUCCCCGGAACUGCCCGGAGAUGGAAGUGUGCCGGGUAGCAGUGAGGAUUCUGGACGAGCUAGUGCUGUCCUUCCAGGAACUCCAGAUAGACGACAAUGAAUAUGCUUGUUUGAAAGCCAUUGUUUUCUUCGAUCCAGAUGCCAAAGGUCUGAGUGACCCAGGUAAGAUCAAGCGGAUGCGGUACCAGGUUCAGGUCAGCCUAGAGGACUACAUCAACGACCGGCAGUAUGACUCCCGGGGACGCUUCGGAGAGUUGCUCCUGCUGCUGCCCACACUACAGAGCAUCACCUGGCAGAUGAUCGAACAGAUACAGUUUGUCAAACUCUUUGGCAUGGCCAAGAUUGACAACCUGCUCCAAGAGAUGCUCUUAGGAGGUUCUGCUACUGAGGCACCUCACACACCUCACUCUCUGCAUCCACAUCUGGUUCAGGAACACCUCAGCAACAAUGCCAUCGUUUCAAGCAACAUGGCUACUUCCAUCCACAAUGGCCAAAUCUCCACUCCUGGAACCCCAAUCCCCUCUCCUCCCACAGUCUCCAGUUCAGAACACUAUAAAAUGGCUCAAGGGGUUAUAGCCACUGUGCCCAAGCAUCCUAUCUCCAUCCCUCAGCUCACCAUCACCAAGCAAGAAGCCAUCUAACACAGAACUGGACCCCACAAACCCAUCCAACAAAUUUUUUUUACCAUCUUUGCUAGCAUAUGUUUCUCUGUAAACAUGCUCAGUAGAAAGGUGCAACAACAAUUCUCAUUAGUGAGAAAUACAUAUUUUCCAAAAAUCUCAGGGAGUGUACUGUACAGUUGGGAUACAUUAGUAAACUAAUCCCCAGCUAAGGUACAGUACCUACGGUAGGCCUACUCAUAUUAUUGCAUGUAGUAUCAAGCUGAAAUUGCAAACGGCUAGAACAACCUCAUUCAUGGGAAAUUUGAUACAGUAUGCUCUUUGACAUACAGCACCAGUCAAAGGUUUGGACACACCUACUCAUACAAGGGUUUUUCUUUAUUUAUACUAUUUUCUACAUUGUAGAAUAUUAGUGAAGAUAUCAAAACUAUGACAUAACACAUAUGGAAUCAUGUAGUAACCAAAAUAGUUGAUGACAGCUUUGCACACUAUUGGCAUUUGCUCAACCAGCUUCACCUGGAAUGCUUUUCCAACCAUCUUGAAGGAGUUCCCACAUAUGCUGAGCACUUGUUGGCUGCUUUUUCUUCACUCUGUGGUUCAACUCAUCCCAUACCAUCUCAAUUGGGUUGAGGUCGGGUGAUUGUGGAGGCCAGGUCAUCGGAUGCAGGACUCCGUCACUCUCCUUCUUGGUCAAAUAACCCUUACACAGCCUGGAGGUGUAUUUUUUGUCAUUGUCCUGUUGAAAAACAAAUGACGGUACCACUAAGCGCCGAAUAGAUCUGAUGGUGUAUCACUGCUGUCCUUUAGUAGUGGUUUCUUUGCAGCAAUUCGACGAUGAAGGCCUGAUUCGCGCAGUCUCCUCUGAACAGCUGAUGUUGAGAUGUGUGUUUCUUGAACUCUGUGAAGCAUUUAUUUGGGCUGCAAUCUGAGGUGCAGUUAUUCUAAUUAAUUUAUCUUCUGCAGCAGAGGUAACUCUGGGUCUUCCUUUCCUGUGGCGGUCCUCAUGAGAGCCAGUUUAAUCAUAGUGCUUGAUGGUUUUUGCGACUGCACUUGAAAUGUUCUGUAUUGCCUGACCUUCAUGUCUUGAAGUAGUGAUGUAUUGUCAUUUCUCUUUGCUUAUUUGAGCUGUUCUUGACAUAAUAUGGACUUGGUUUUUCACCAAAUAGGGCUCUCUUCUGUAUACCCACCCUACCUGGUCACAACACAACUGAUUGGCUCAAAUGCAUUAAGAAGGAAAGAAAUUCCACAAAUUAACUUUUAACAAGGCACACCUGUUAAUUGAAAUGCAUUCCAGGUGACUACCUCAUGAAGCUGGUUGAGAGAAUGCCAAGAGUGUGCAAAGCUGUCAUCAAGGAAAAGGGUGGCUACUUUGAAGAAUCCCAAAUAUAAAAUAUAUUUGAAUUUGUUUAACACUUUUUUGGUUACUACAUGAUUCCACAUGUAUUAUUUAAUAGUUUUGAUGUCUUCACUAUUGUCCUACAAUGUAGAAAAUUGUAAAAUUAAAGAAAAACCCUUGAAUGAGUAGAUGUGUCCAAACUUUUGACUGGUACUGUAGCUGUACAGGUUAUCUAUGUCUUUAUACACAGAGUUCAAAUUAUGAAUUGGUAAAUAAAAUAUGACUGUAUACAUGUUAGAUAGGUUUUCUUAAUCACAUUUCAAUUGUAUAAAUGUUACAAACAGGCCUCAUAUCUGUGAUGAGGCAGAUCAUGAUGUUGUUGUUACACAGUAUUUUAAAGAUGGUUGUCAAUGGCAAUACAAGUUUUGUUGACUGAUAUAGUCACUUACAACUUGUACCCAGAAAAAAGAAUACAAUGAUAUUAUCAUGUUUUUAAAUAAUGUAAUUAUGUGACAGAUGGAGAUAUACAGGUAUGAUAGGCAGUCAAUUGGUUCUGAAAGGACAUAUUUAGCUUUUUAAAGUUAUCGUGUACUUGCCGUAUGACAGUUGUGGUGCAUUGAAAUCCAGGUUUAAGAUAUCCCUGUCUAUAUGCACUGGAAUUCGCUAGUUGUGUAGUAAAAAGCUUAAAUGUUUGAAUUAAAACAGCUCAGUUAAUUUAAUACCAGAGUUGGGGAGUAACGGAUUACAUGUAAGGGAUUACAAAAAACUAUAACCCGUUACGUUACAAGCAAAAAUAUUGCAAUCAGAUGACAUACUUUUGGAAAAACUAGAUGAUUACUUCAAACAGGAUGAUUGCGAAAAAAAUAUUUGACACUUCUCUGUUUUCUCAAUGACAUUCGCAUCAUCAUUGAAAAAAGGCGCACAUUUAAAUUUGUUCAACCUGAGCGAGUCUGACCACAAAUCAGAGUCCACUACGACGACACACCACACGUGUUUGAUGGAUCUCAGGAAAAGAGCAGGAAUGGGCUUUUGUAGGCUACAGUCCAAGCUAUGUCUUCCAAUGGUGCAACUGCUGUCGGUAUCCAUAAAUGAUUAAAUUUGAAUAAACGCUUGGAGGUAAGGAUGACAGCCGGGGUGUAGUCUAUGGCGAUACGGAUAUAAUUUACUAUUGAUAUCUGCAUAGCGCAUUGAUGUGAAUCACACUGCUGCUCUCUCAUUUAGCUAUUUGCGCCUUACGGAUUGUGGUUGUUGUUGGAUGGCUGUUCACAAAUGUAAUGUAUAUUUGAACACAAUAGUGGUUGAAUUCAACAAGUUUAAGCUGCCUAUCAAUCAUUGCUUUUGAAACCAGUGGAUCGCCAGUGAAAAAUGCGCUCUUGCAACAGCUGCAUAGUGCUGAUCCCAGCCUAUGGAAUAAAAGUGGGGCUUUUAUUAAUCAAAUUCAUGCUGAUAAAAAAAAUACAUCCAUAGUCCUAAUGGACACAUGCUCGAACUGGCACACUUUUGAUAGACUUAAAUGGGGCAAUCUGUAGUUAAUACAUCCAUUUUUGGAUUUAUAUACUAGAUCUAUUAAUGUAAAGAUAUAAUUUAAUCAUAUUAUUAUAUGUUGUACAAAGCAAUGGGUUAGAAGAAGCCUUCAUAACCAACCCAUGAAGUAAAAUGUUAAAUCCAUGUAUGGCCAGUUAUGUAAACUUUAACAUGGAUUUAUCCUGCAACAGGCAUUUACAGGUUGAUGAAUUCAUAAUGUUUUACCCAUUCCAUUUUUAUCUUCAGUUCAACUGUAAAGACCUUGUAGUGUUUUUUUUUUUUUUUUUUACCAUAGAAUGUUAUUUUGUGACAUUAUUAUAACUACAUGACAAAAUACAUGGUGCCUUGUCAUCUGUACCGCCUUGUACUGCAAAGAUGGGCAAUGUGUUUCACCUUACAAUGUGAAGAUGAAUAAAAUGUCAAGGUUUAUUUUUUACA
Oncorhynchus keta (chum salmon) is the source of this 5712-nucleotide messenger RNA. RefSeq names its product hepatocyte nuclear factor 4-alpha-like. The transcript is spliced from 10 exons. Gene Ontology annotation, molecular function: RNA polymerase II cis-regulatory region sequence-specific DNA binding; zinc ion binding; nuclear receptor activity. The coding region runs from base 1041 to 2435 and encodes 464 amino acids. NCBI's taxonomy places the organism in Eukaryota, Metazoa, Chordata, Actinopteri, Salmoniformes, Salmonidae. Gene Ontology annotation, biological process: anatomical structure development; cell differentiation; positive regulation of transcription by RNA polymerase II. The record is from RefSeq and is a predicted model, not a curated record.